AUGGAGUUUUCUUUUUCCUCUUUUUUAGAGAAAAAGGUUUAGAGAGACAUGGAGCUUGAAAGAAUCAUUCGAGACACGCUGACGUGCUUCAUCCAGUCCCACAUCCCUGCUGCAGAUCUCAGUGGGAUGGAUGAUGUUUUCUUCUCUUACAUCACGGGUGUCCUGGAAGAGCUGGGGUCACCAGAAUCCUCUGAGGAGACCUUUGACAUGGACACCUUUGUAGAAAUGAUGGAGGCAUAUAUUCCUGGUUUUGCAGAAAUCCACAGUGGGGAUGUUUGUGAAAUGAUGUUCUCUCUCUCAGAAAGGCUUGGUGAAGCUCGCACCAAAGAAAAACCUGGCCAAAAGGCUGUGGAAAGUGGGAGUGAAGCAACCUCUGAAGACCUGACCAAGGGCCAGGAGCCUGGAGCCGGAACCUGCAACGGGGAAAGGCUAUGCACUCCAACAGACGGAGCUGGCGCCCAGGAGGGCGAUGACUUGAAGGAUGGAGUGGAGCUACUACUGGAGAUGUUCCCAGCCUGUACCAUGAGCCAGGCAGAGAAGGCACUCGCCAUGGCCUUGGGGAACUUGGAGGAGGCAGUGCAGUUAAUUGUGGAGGAGAAGGUGGAAAUUGGCCCAGCAGGUGCGAGUGUGAAGGAACUGGCACGGCCCCGCAGAGUGCCCAACCACCAGGAACUAAAACAGGUUAUCCUACAGAAAUACAUGAUGGUGGAUAGUGCAGACGAUCAGAAAACACAUCGGCCAGCUCCACCCAAAGAGGCUCCCAAGAAGUUGAUCCGCUAUAUCGACAACUAGGUAGUGAGUACAAAGGGAGAGAGGUACAAAGACAUCAAGAAGCCUGAGAGCGAGGAGAUGAAGAGAACCUACAUCAGCCUCAAACCAGCCAGGAAGUACAAGUUCCACUGA
Molecule: messenger RNA, 903 nt
Organism: Phaethon lepturus (White-tailed tropicbird)
Lineage: Eukaryota; Metazoa; Chordata; Aves; Phaethontiformes; Phaethontidae
Gene: CUEDC2
Product: CUE domain containing 2
Exons: 8
Molecular function (GO): ubiquitin binding
Source: RefSeq, a predicted model, not a curated record